AUGAAGCAACGGUUUCUGUUCACAGGAGCUCCCCUUCUGGUAGCAUGUGUUCUGUUUGUUACGUUUGAAGUUCAUCCUGUCGCAACGACACCAUCGCAAGGCAAAGCAUCAGAUUUGCCUGUGCGAUUGAGAAGUCAAUAUCGAGACCAAUCAGAAAUCUCGAACAAGACUCUCGAGCGCCAUGCUCGCGGUGAAACGCACAUCAGAUCCAGCAGACAACUCAGCAGCACGUACACUGAUUCUGUCUACUCCAUGUUAAGUUUUGUACAGAAUUUUACAAGGUCUAUUUGUACCUCUAGCCUCAAGACAGCUGUUGUGAACGAUCCAGGUGGUCCGACGUUUUACUCGACAAGAACAUUUCAGGUUGCCUUCUACAAGAUCGGAGCGUCUGGGAGUCCUCGAAACGUGUCCUUCACUUUCCCGUCUACCGACAGAUGUGGAGCCAUCGGGGUGACUAUGAAGGGAUGGUCUUCGCAGGUAGACUUGGACAUGUGCUGUGUUGUCUUCUUCUACAACCCGGUCAAUGUCACCCUUGCGAGGACUUCAGACAACAUCAUGAAUGGAAGUGCGCAGGAGGAGUAUGGUCUACCUUAUCCUAUAGACUCGUCGGUUUGUCCUCUUUGGAUCGAUCAUUACGAAGCAAGCACCAAUCGCAAUUACAUUCCGUACGUCGAACUGAAACUAGAUUUCCAUGUUCCUUGGAGCUCAGCCAUGAAGUCGUUUCCUGUGGGGGCAGGUCUUGGGCCUUUCUCUUAUCAGCACGUCUACUUUCAGGCUACCUGCCAACAAUGGUUCUGGUUCGAAUCUCGAGAGCAAGGAUCGUGGUACAAGCUUCAUUACAAGAGAAGUUUGUCACAUCAGAACGUGUCCGACUUCUGCGAAAUCUUGGAUGGAGUUGUCCUCCCGCCGCCGGAAACCAUGGUAUCAUGCACGUUUGAUAACGAAGCAAGUCCUCCCAAGGCUCUCUCCUCGAACAUCUUUGCGAUCGUGAUGGAGCCUACGGAUUGCGCUGGAGUUGUUGAUGUUCCUACGGUAGCGUCUGCUCCUUUCGCGAACAUUGGUCAAUUCGCUAGUCUGUAUGGGGUGCCGACGGUGAGAAGUGUCUGCGAUAAAUGCAACAAAUGUGGAGGUGGAAUGAUUCUCGACUCCUGUGGAGUGUGCGGGGGAGUAUGCUUUCUGCCCAUGUGUACAGCCGCGCAAUGUUCCGGGUUCUAUGUCCGGUACCUGGGAGACGAAUACUCGAAGAAGCACAUCGUCUCCGCAUCGGGACUCACUGUUGGCGUCUUGUUUUCUGAUGGCCCGUGCAUCGGGUCAUCUCCUGCUCUCUCUGCCGGUGGUGUGUGCGAGACCCUCGGUCGAUCCUACACUGCGACCGCUCAAUCUGCAGCAACAAUCAAUUUGCAAGGGACUGCCCGAGAAUUGACCACCGAGAUCAACACCUUGAAGUACCUCCCUGUUCCUCACUGGAACUCAAAAUUUCCCCCGCAGUAUCAGAAAUACCUUCAAUUCAAAUUCCCUGGGAAUGCAAUGCUCACUGGUGUACGGAUUGCAGUCCUGCCUGUAAAUGACCCUCCUGUUAUUCUUUUUCCUGCCCCAGCAUAUGUUAUACAAGAAGAUAAAGCCUCAAGGCUUAAUAACCCAGCAAUCUCUAUAUCAGAUGAUGCAAACGAUGUGUCUGGAAGUAAGAUCAUCCUGGAGAUCCAGACGAACAACACUGGAAGUGGAGUCAGAGUGUCGUCGCUCGAGCCCUUUGUGCAUUAUUUGAGGAUACACGAUGGAUUAGAUGCAUGCAACGCUUUCUUGAAAAAUCUGGAAUAUUUGUCUGCGACCAACAGCAAUUAUGAGUACGGAUCCCAAGAUUUUUUGACGGUGACGGUGAACGACACUGGGUCAGGAGGGGUUUCACCUUACGACACUCCAUUCGUUGCAACGCGAUACAUCAAUGUCACAGUUGUGCCGCAAAAUGACCCCCCGUUCGCUAUGAUGCCUUCAGCUGCCACUCUCUUUCAGUUUGGUCAAACUUCCAUUGUGGGCGCACACAUAGUAGAUGUCGAUGCCUAUCAGUAUCGCUCUCCUGAGCCCCUGUAUCAAAGCAUGCUCGCGAGUGAUGUGGCAAAGCUCACAUUGCCGCUUUUGAAAUACAAUUGCACAUUGCUCUACAACAUGCCAUUUAUUUACUGGAAUGCCACACUAGUCAAGUAUGUGGAUGAAGCAAUACCUGACGCUGAUCCGGUCUUGAACCAGUCCUCCUUUCUGAAAUUAAACAGCAUGCAGGGGAAAAGAAAAGUUAUUUAUUUGGGAUAUAACAUCUCAAACUCAAUUCACGUCCUGCAAUCGUAUUUGUCAGCACAAAUUUCCCUGUCGUUGUACAAGUACGAUUGUAAAGAUGAGCAAUUUUCAACCAGCAAGGGGGCAUGCACUGUUGAAGGCAACUUCUCUGUCAAUCUGGUCUCUUGUUCAAUUCUGGCAUCAACAAAAACGUUCACUUGGAGCACCCAUCUGCAAAUUCAUGUCAUCGCUGAGUUGGGUGUCACAAGUUACAACACGGACAGUGCUACUUGGGUAACUUCGUCCAUAGACGUUCCAACAUUGCUGGCCAACGUCAAUGCCUUGAAUCAGGGGGUCGUCUGUUUGCAACUGAAUCCUAUUGCAGUCGUUGAAACUUUGAGAUUCUUUGCCCCCUACUUCAACAUUGAUGCAAAUCAUGAGUAUCUCAACCCUACAUUGCAAGUUUACUCUGGCGCGAAUAUGAACUUGACUUUCCGUGGCAAUCAAUCGUAUUCCAGCUGUGGAAUACAACUUAGACAGGGCCAAGGCUACUUGGAUUCAGUAGUGCAGAUUGAGGCCAGUCUUACCGUGACAAACCUUGUCUUGGGGGAUUUUUCUGUUCAAUCCUUUACAAAUUUCAGUAACAUCCUAAAUGAAGAAAAGGGCAAUGUCUCUCUUCAAGUGCUUGACAUUUCAGCGAUUUCGUCAUGUCUGCAACAACAACUUUUGUUUGGACCUCAAGAUUGCUACGUUCCUAACAUGGCCUACACCAAUCUCAGAGUGAUCCCUAUGAAGGAACGGAGGACCAAUCUCUAUAUGCAGCCAUGGUAUGCAGACAGUUGGUUGAGGGAACUUUCUGUCAAGGGGGACCUGCCAGCAUAUGUUGCUCUUGAAGAUUGUGGAAAUCGAGGGUGGUAUGAGACUUGUCCGUACCUGAUCCAGAUCUUGCCAGAACCAAUUCCUGGUGAAUCGCGGACUUCUCGCUUCACGGUCGAAGUGUCCUCAAGGCUCGGGACCAUCACAAUUCCAGACAGUAUCCGUCCUCAUCUGACCUUCACAAAGGGCGAUGGCUUUCGAAAUCAAGUCGUCAGGUUUUCUGGCUAUGCCUCUGAUGUUCGCCAGGCUUUGAUGAAUGCAGUCUAUCAAACGAACAUUGAUGAGAACUUGCAAUACGCAAAUGCAUUCAGUGCAGAAACGAACCCGGACUAUGUAGAUUGCCCGAGAGAAUGCUUCCUCAAUAAUGUAGCCGAACCAGUGUUCCUUGGUGUACAAAGCAGUUCGGGUUGUAGCCUGGAGUGCGCGAAGAGAAUCUAUGAGAGGACCAAUUCUCCUUCUCAUUCCUUCUCGACGGCUGCAGAGAUGGGAACCUUUUUGGACGACCUUGUAAUCACUUUUGAUGAUGAUGGAGCGAGUGGAAUUGGCAUGACCAAGUACAAGACUGUCUUGCUCUAUAACAUCUACUCGCUGACCUUUGAUCUCUCUGCCAAGCAUGGAUCCCUGUCAUUGUCAAAGUUUGACAACCUCCGAUUCUUCAAGUCCCCUCAAAGUCAAUUCAUGCCCGAGAUGUCCUUCUUGGCAUCGAUUGCUGAUGCCAAUGCAGCAACACAUUUGCUCCGAUAUCAGCUUUCAGCAAGGGAUCCAUAUUUUAACAGCAACGUUGGUACUGAAACAAUAUCCAUCGUAGUCAGUGACCAAGGGUUCAGUGGAUCCGAUCAGACCGGGCAAUAUGACUUUUCGUCGGCAGCCUCGACCUUACAAGUUCCUGUCAACGUCAUUCCUGUGAACAACCCUCCUACUAUCACAACCCCAAGAACAACAGACCCGAUCGCCAUCUUGGAGAACACAAGAGUGCAACUCUCGCAAGCUGCUCUUUCCCCUGGUCUUGGGAUUGCUGAUGUAGAUUCGGAUGAGUGUAUACAUCUAGGAAAGGGCUAUGGACAACUCACGCUGCGCGUGGAGGUUGUGUACGGCAGAAUUUUCAUUCCAACUGCAUCGGAGGCCGCCAUAGAAGCCUUGAAUGCCCUAUCAGCCUCCUCCCUUACGUUCUUUUUACAAGCGGAUUGCAAGAACGAAGAGUGUUCGAUGCAUGCUACUGCAGGAGACUGUGCCACCAGCUACGAAUGUGUUUGGGACCCAACUUCAUCUGCCGAGGUCGGAGCUCCAGGUUCCUGUAUCUGCAAGACUGUGCCACCUGGACUUUUGUGCUCGUCACUCGCAAUGAGAGGCUUCCAAGGCGACAUCCAGAAUGCUCUUCAAAGCAUUGUUUAUGUGCCUCGGGAAAACAGCAACUACCUCUCACUUCCCACCGGCGAAGCGCUGUCGAUAAUGGUCUCAGAUAAGCUGCACCCGAAUGACCCGCUCAAUCUCAACUUUUCGUGCGGGCUGACCAGCUCGAAACACUUGAACUGGAUUGAAGGGAAGGCGAACAUCAAGAUAGUGCCUCAGAGCCAACCCUGCCAUGUCUCUCUCGAUGGGCUUGUGGAGAACUCAGGGUUCGAGCAUCCCUCGCUCUGCCAGGGGGUUCGCGAUUGCUCCAUCGCCUUUUUGCAACCGAAUGGAUCCACACCCUGCGUUGGCGUCUUGUCAAGCCCAGCUCAACGCGAGGGUUCUUGGGCCAUGUCGCCGCUGGCAGGCAUCUCUUUUGACGGGUGGGACGGUGACUUCGCCUCGCCCGAGGGCCUCCAGCACCUUUACAUGCUCCCCUCUCCUGCGGUCGAUGUCAAUCAGACGGUUGACGGCUUGACGCUGGGAGCUUCUUUCCAGAUCUCCAUGCAGGUAGGAGUGAGCUCCAAUGGGAACGAAGCCUUCUCUUUCGAGGCCUUCUUGAACCAUUCGGACAUGAACGCCUGGGAAGUUAGUCCUCCCACUAUCAACGCCUCCCGUCUGGAGUUCAACCCUGCCAACCCUUUCAAGCUGUUCUACUCUGCUUCUUUCACGUCGUACAGAAACUCAUACCCGCUAGUGCUGAGGGCUUCUUCUCACUCUCGAGGGAACCCUAAUGGUCAGAUGGUUUUGGUGGAUGACGUCCAAGUGAAAUUUCUUGGUUUCAACCUGCUCGAGGGAGGCUCUUUGCGAUUCAACAAGUUAAAAGUCAUUGAUCCAGACUAUUCGCUUGCAACUGAGCAGUUGAUGAAGAAGAGCGGAAUCGAGUUCUCAGUCUCUGUAGCGCUCAGUGUUGAACAUGGUAUUUUUAGUCUGCUGCUGGGGCGAUGCGAAGUGAAGCCACCUGGAUCGAAGAUCAGUGAAGAACAACUGUAUGAAUGGGGGGCGCAGUGCGCAGCAUACUUGAAUAAUUCUCAGCUAUCUCUCUGGGCCAACCAAACUUUAAAUCGCCCGACAUGUCCUCCCGGUUGGUAUGGAUCUGAUACUGAGAUGGAACCUUGCGUCAACCUCCCUGUGACCAGCAUCAGCGUCACAUGGAAUGUACCAUACCUCAGCAGCUUGUUUCCAGCUGGUCAGAAAAUGAUUCCUACCAAUCAGAUUUCGUUGUCUGGCAACAUCACCAAUGUCCAAAAAGUGAUAAAUGAUCGUUUGAUCUAUUAUGCUGAAAAAAGUUUCAACACAAACAACCUUGGAAAAGAGUUUUUACAUGUGUCAUGCGAUGAUCAAGGAAAUUUCGGUGUCAAAAUUUCGAAUUCUAGCAAUCAAACGUAUCCGAUCAACAUCAUCAAUGUCAAUGAUCCACCGAACGUCACCUUCAUUUCUUCCACUUUGAGUUCGUUAGAAAAUCAGACCAUUCGACUUUCAAACUUUAUCUUGAGUGACCCGGACAUCAACGAGAAGCCUUGUGCAGCAGCGCCUUGUGCGAAGGCACAAGGAAGGCUCGCCUUGAAGAUCGACGGACUCACUGGCACGAUGAACGUGACUUCAAGCUCUGUCGUCGACCUGAGGAGUCUGCUAGCUAAGUAUUUUGGGUUCGUCACCAGAGAAAGUUACUUGCAACUGUGCAUUAUGAAGAUAUCAUGCAAUCCGUCCAAUCAGUUUUUGAGCCUGAAUGGUAUUUCUCUUGCGGAUGUUUGCCAAUCACAGACGUCGGAGUGUGAGCGCGUGAAAUUGUAUUGCUCUGUAGCAUCCAUGGCUCUCGGGGCGCUCAGUGAAGCACAAUGCUUGCAGACCUUUGUUGACUCUUCUUUAUAUCAGCAACUAUCCUCAAACGCCCUCAAACAAGCAGAAAUAGCAGUGCAAGAUACAAUAUUGCAAUUGACGGCAGGAAAUUAUGUGCUUGGUUUUGCUAAUGCAAGCUCUCUGGUGCUUUUGGGUGUCAUGAGGAAUGUUCAAAGCUUGAUCGAUUCUAACGCCAUUUACUAUCACCCUCCGCAGUAUGACAACGGGGAGAAGGUCAUUUCGUUCCAAGUGAACGACCUGGGAAACGUAGGCAUUGGAUACCCAUGUAACGCUCCAGCAGAUGUUCCAGCGGAUGUCAUGUUUGCGUAUUGCUCCACCAACCUUCCGUUCAAAGAACAGAUCGUGACGAGGUGGUUGACGUUGCAGAUCCAGGCAGUGAACAACCCUCCGGUGUUGUUCACUUUCAACACCCAGGGAACUGUCCGUUACAGCAACCCGUUCCCAUUGAUGCAGGCAGUGCAGAACGAGACGACCUCUCUGAACAAAGUAGAGGUCGAAGACGUCGACAUCGCGGAUACGCCAGGCUGCAUGAUGAACGUCUCGAUACAGACGAGCAGUGGCGGAAAUCUUUUCUUGAACGCCUCGCUUGCCCCAGCUGUAAAGUUUGUUUCCAACGUUUCUGGUCCUUCGGUGUCGUUUUAUGGUCUUGUGCCAGGCAUCAAUGCCAUGCUGGCUCGCCUGCAGUAUCAGUCAGACCCUCAGUUCACUGGGAUUGAAGCGAUUCGCUUCAAGCUCAACGACAACGGCUGCACCGGCAUCAACCUCAACGGGAGGAACGAAACUGCUGUCACCUACACCCUCAACAUUGUCGUCACACGAUCGCAGCCUUGCGUCGCUUCGACGUGUGCUGCUUGCAUACAGCAGAGGGUUCAGAAGUGCGGCUGGUGCCCGUCGGCUUGUGGAGGGAAAGGAAAGUGUCUGGAAGCAGCCAGUAUAGGUGGGCCCCCUCGAUACGGAACUUGCUCGACCUACUGUGAUGACACUGGAUGCUACUCAUGGAACAUGUGUACUCCUCGUCAAGUCAACACGUGGCAGACUACCAGCACGGGUGCGCCUCUGCUGUUUGUGCUCAUUGUCUUCUUGUACUUGUUCUUCAUGUGGGCUAGGCGAAACCAUGGAACCUUCCCAAUCUACUUGGUCAAGCUGUCAGAAAACUUUCUUAGGUCGACACAACAUAUAUCCUUCAGUCCCCAAGAAAAUGCUCACAUGGGCAAAAUAUUUUACUUGGUGAUAGUCAUAGUGUUGGCGUGUCUGAUACCAGGGCUUAUUUCGUCCUUGAACAACACGAACGAGGUUGUGCAGACUUUGGAAAGAGCAACAAGUAUUUCUAUACAGACCGACGGAUGUAAAGUCAACUUCGUCAAAGUACCGAGCAUAGGGCUGUAUGAUCCAACUUCGUUGUCUUUCCGUGUCAGUCCCCAGGGUGGAGGGUCAGCAGUGUCUGUCUUGACUGACUUCUGUUCAGCAGACCAAUAUGUUCGCAUCCACAAUACUAGAGCAGAACUGACACGAUAUGUGGGGUAUGACUGCGAAAUUCAAAUUCACAUCUCUCCCGAUCCUAAUCACAUCAUUCCAAUCACAUCGAUUUCGAAUGUGGGCUCCAAGCCAUCUGUGAUUCAGAUGCUCAACACUGACGACACUUUAAACUUCGGACCAAACUCCUUGAGUUUGGCUGGAACCUUCAUGCAGGUUGAGCUUUACAACAUCAGAGCAAGAAUGAUCAUGAUUCCUGGGUUGAAUGACGGUUUUGUGAUACUUGAGAAUUGCACGUUUCAGUCGAUCACUGCAAUGACCGCCAACGCUGACAUUGAGGUUACAGUCAGCGACGAUGCUUCAAUGCUGCUGCCUUACAGCCUGCAGUACGAACAGCGUGUGAACGACGUGUGCUUCAUGAGCAAACAAGACCCCGCCUUCCAACUAGACAACUUCUGUCAAGAAUCUCUUCGAAACGUCUCAGUCACAAGAAACGUGUCGAGGAUCGUUGAUGGACAACUUGUCACUGCCGUGAUAACGACGACGCAGCUGGAACGGGAAUGGACUUGUCAACAGAACAGUUAUGCUACCUUGAUCCCAUAUGAGCUCAAGAAUGACCUGAGCACCUCAAGAGUUCAAGUCAACUUGAUGUCAACGGGGGGUCAGAUCUUUUUCUCGAGCAUCCCAACCUCGAGGUUGCCUCCCAUGUCCGGCAACCAGGCGCUUGACAAGCUUUACGUCUACGAUGGCAUCUAUGGCAGCCGCACGCUGGCGUUUCAAAACACAUCAGCUUCAUUUCUCCAUCUGGACUUUCACCCCGGCGAGAGCAACCGCCCUCAGGUCGAGUGGUAUGAGAUCAAGCUCCAUGGCCCGGGCUCUCCGACUGGCUCCUUCGUGUGGACGUCGAGCUUUCGUUAUCUCGUGCUCCCCAGGUUCUUGUUGUACUUGGUGUCGUUUGGGCUGCUUGACCCCAAGGACAAGACGGUGAACGUCGACGUCAAACCAUCUCUCUGCCCUACCGUUGACCUCGGGCCCAACGCUGCUCAGGGAUACACUAUGCCGAAUCAAACGAUCGAAUUCCCAGCCAAGCGAAGGUCGUCUGUGGGGAACGUAGAUUAUCUGAUUCAAUAUUACCAGCUCAUCUUCUCUACCAUCGAUGGAGAGAACAUGGCUUCGAACAGCAUUCUCGUGUAUCGUCUAGAUGCCAACUCUUACAUAAGCUUUCAACACGAUCCUUUCUCGGGUCAAAUCACAGCCACGAGCAUUCAACGGUCCAACAGUUCCUUCGUCAUUAUCAUCCUGCUGCUCGGUCUCGGCCUGCCGCUUGUUCUGGCGAUUGGUUUGAUGGUCUACUUGGGAUUCAAAAUCCGAGUAGGGGUGGAUCAGUUGCGAGAGCGAGCGAUCGAAGACGAGCUGUCAGUGCGACAGCUCUUUGAGGGUUCCAAGAUGAACCCAAACAACGAACAGUAUCAGAAGGUCGUGGACUCUUUGUACGAUCAGUUCUACGCAAAGACAAACUUGUUCUAUGUCAUCGAUACUCUAAUCACUGAGGCGGAUCACGCUCAAAGCCUUUAUGAACAGCUUUCGAUAUUCCUGACCCACAUGAUACUGAUAGCGAUAUCGUCGGUCCCUUCCAUCCUCUUCGCAAUCAACCUGAGCGAUGCCACGCAUCGAUACGUCUGUCCAGAAGUGACGGACAAGCUGACGUGUCAGGCUUCCCUGCCUGCCGGCUCCUGGGCCAUCAUCGGAGUCUGUGUGGUCUACUUUGCUCUCUCCUUCUUUGAGCUCUACGCCUUCUAUGGCAACCUGCGCUGGAGCCCUUGGAGGAAAUACCUGCGAAGAGCUUGGUACACCGGGCUGACGUUAAUCUUCACAGCUUCUGCCUAUUACUUCUUCAUCGUGUUGACCUGGAUCAUCUUUGGUCUCUUCUUCAGUGCAGCCUUCUUCCUUCCUUACGUAGUUGCUGUGUUCGGAAUCGUCUUUGUCAUCGGGAGGUACUCCUUGACUAGGAAGAAGCUCUACGGCCGCAUACGGGUCUCUGUUGGAGAACAAUCGAAGAUGCUGUUCAAGAGAAAAACGCCCCAGAUCCCGAAGGAGUCGCUAGACACUCUGAUAAAGAAGAACGUGAACAGGAUGUUGAUGAGAAAGAAGGUCUCCCUGGGCUCGCACAUCAACUCCAUCUGGCUGCUGCUGCUCUCUGUGAUCGUGCUUGACGUUUUCUUGCUUAUCAGCUUCACCACCUUCACGGACACUAGUAGCAUCAGCACCGGUGUGCUCAACUCCGUCAUCAUCGCGGUGGUUGCCUUGUCUAUCGACUUUCUCGCCCAGCGAAACCUGAGACGGCAGUCCAUGCACGCCAACGUGAGCGAGAUCGUCUCAGAAAUCAUCACCGAGACGCGCAUGGCCAUUCAGUUCAUCGAGAAGCAGAUGGACUUGGGGGCUGUGCUGCUGCAGAGGGCCAGGGACCAGGAGCUAGCGAGGAGGAGCAUGACCCAGAUGGAUCUGAUGCACUACAAUGACACGCUCGAUGAGAAAUUCAAGGACCUUGUGGCUGGUCAUAGCGAGCUACAGAGGAUUCAGCAGAAUCUAGCGAUGAAAGCUGCGGAGGAGAAGGAGUACGAGUACAAGCUCGAGAGGAUCCCAGUGGCGAUCGAUGACGAGACGCUUGUCCCCUGGGACGCCAUGAUGGGAGAGAUGGAGUUCGACUCUGACUGGGAAGAGAGUGACACUUUGAUUCUUGUGCUGGACGGGCUGACCAGGGAGUCCGACCUUGAGACUCUGCGCUUUGCUUUGGCAGAAAGUUUAGAUGUAUCCAUAGACCGAAUAGAGAUUUCGCCAGAGUUUCUAUAG
This is a messenger RNA of Guillardia theta CCMP2712, 10716 nucleotides long. RefSeq lists its product as hypothetical. The record is from RefSeq and is a predicted model, not a curated record. Lineage: Eukaryota; Cryptophyceae; Pyrenomonadales; Geminigeraceae. The coding region runs from base 1 to 10716 and encodes 3571 amino acids. The transcript has 21 exons.